Tachysurus fulvidraco (yellow catfish) is the source of this 1051-nucleotide messenger RNA. It is a transcript of the gene zar1l, whose product is annotated as zygote arrest 1-like. Bases 60 to 959 code for a protein of 299 amino acids. The record is from RefSeq and is a predicted model, not a curated record. Gene Ontology annotation, cellular component: cytoplasm. Gene Ontology annotation, biological process: translation. The transcript is spliced from 4 exons. Lineage: Eukaryota; Metazoa; Chordata; Actinopteri; Siluriformes; Bagridae. Gene Ontology annotation, molecular function: mRNA base-pairing post-transcriptional repressor activity.
CCACUGAGAAGAGCAAUAAAUAACCAUCUGGCUUCCUGUUUAUACAUACGCAUAUCGCGAUGGAGGCCUUAACCUUUUCUGCAUAUAACUUUGGCGGAUAUCCUGGUUAUUUCCCCUUUUACCAUGGGAAUCCUAAAUUUAAACAGCAGCACUGGAACAAAAAGGGUGGUUAUGGUGCCAUGCCUGAGAUUCCUGAUUAUUUUGAAAUCUACAAACGUGCUCAGUUAAAAGCUAUUUUGUCGCAAGUGAACCCGAAUUUAACUCCUCGCCUGCGUAAAGCCAACACCAAAGAGUUUGGAGUUCAGGUGAAUCCGAAAGUAAACGCCACAGUUCAGUGCUCUCUGGGACCUAAAACGCUGUAUUAUCGCGAGGACAAAUGGGACUCUCCGUUGAGACCCAGUCUUCCCAGCACACCGGUGAACAAUGUGCGGUUCUCACGUCCGGUUGCGAUUUACUCCCCGGUGUUUGACCGCAGGUUUUUCUCAAUGCCAGCACGUGCUGAGGAAUUGGACAGGGAUGCAAUGCUAAGCUGCUCCGAGGAAGAAAAGUGCGCAGAGAAAGCAGAGACCGAAGCUGAAUCUGUGCGGGGGAAAGAGCGUCAAUGCGCCGCUUUCCAAAGUCGCGCGCCUACAAGGUUUAACUUCCAGUUCCUGGAGCAGAAAUAUGGCUAUUAUCACUGCAGCAAGUGCAACAUUCGUUGGGAAAGCGCGUACGUGUGGUGCAUCUCGGGAACCUGUAAGGUUUACUUCAAGCAGCACUGCAGGAAGUGCCAGGCUGGACUGAACCCGUAUAGAGUGGAAUCCAUUCAGUGUCAGGUUGGGUAUGUGCACGAACACGCUGCUGCUGUGAGAGAAAGCAGAGGCACGUUGACAUUCGGCGUCCUCACCGCCAGGACCUGUGUGGCCGCUGCAAGGGCAAGAGGCUGUCCUGUGACACCACCUAUAGCUUCAAAUACAUAGUCUGAUUAUCUUUACCCAAACCCUUUUUAUAAUAUUGAUAUGAAUUUUUCUUAUGUGUUAAACUUAAUAAAAGGUACUGCAGCAUAACAUCA